This is a messenger RNA of Epinephelus lanceolatus (giant grouper), 3734 nucleotides long. It is a transcript of the gene gpr37a, whose product is annotated as G protein-coupled receptor 37a. Gene Ontology annotation, molecular function: prosaposin receptor activity; G protein-coupled peptide receptor activity. The record is from RefSeq and is a predicted model, not a curated record. Gene Ontology annotation, cellular component: plasma membrane; signaling receptor complex. Lineage: Eukaryota; Metazoa; Chordata; Actinopteri; Perciformes; Serranidae. Gene Ontology annotation, biological process: positive regulation of MAPK cascade; adenylate cyclase-inhibiting G protein-coupled receptor signaling pathway.
UGUUGACCAGAGCGAGGAUGAAGAAGACACAUGUUGAACACAGUCCUCCCUGGAGAAGAACAACAUCUGCGUUCCCAAACCAGAGCAAGGUGGACUUUAAAGCUCUCCUCUUUCACUGUUGCUCCACCUCUCAGUGGGCCGUCACCAAGAGGGAGAGGUGGAGGAAGUAUUCAGAUCCUUUACUGAAGUCAAAGUACUAAUACCACACUGUGACAAUACUCCACUACAGGCGGAGCUCGGCGUGUCCACCAGCAUCAUUUCACCGUGCUGUACCCAGACCUCUGAGCGCUCCGGGGCGGCUGUCUGCGCCGACACUUGAUGGGACGAAGGUGGACCUUCCCCGGCUGGGAUUUAACCCUCUCCUCCCUCCUCCACUCUCGGCUGCAGAUGAGCUGAACGGUCAGUAAUUCUUCAGCCUAGUUUGGGAGCAUUUUUCCGCUCUGGUGUGUUUGGUGAUGCCUCCGGACUGGAGCCGCUCCGGGACGCACCCAAACCCGACAGGUGCACCUGUUAAACAGGACCAAAGACUAUGUGAAAGCUGGCUGCGCGCAGACAUGAAGGAAAACUGAAUCUCUUUGUGGCAGUUUGAAGUUUGUAUUUUUUUUGACUGAUUAUCAGAAACCAGAGAUGGAUCGAUCAUUUUGGAAAACGCAGCAGUUUGAUGUCACGGGUUAGACAGAGCCACACGAUGCUGCUUCCAUUUUCGAGGUUACUGUGUUUGUGGCUGUGCAGCGAGGUCGUCUCGAGUCAGCUCAACAGGCAGAAAACAAAGACGACUUUCAGCCCUCAUUAUGAAUCCACCGCCGCUGAUCGGAAUGCGCAGAGCCGGAGAUGGCGCACAGUCAUCGGGGAGGACAAUGGGGGGACGCGCGGGGCCAUUGCGCAGGCCUCGAGGCUGGAUACUGUAAACAUGUCUUCCCCUGACCUGCUGGGGACACAGAUACCCCGGCGCGCUGUGCGUAAAGGCGACGCGCAAAAUGGAGCGCGGCGCGACCGACGGUUACCCCCAGAUGGAGCUUUACGCACGCAUGUAAAUGAGGCCGGUGAGACACGUAGUGGUGGAUGCAGCCCGGGAGAGGUGCUUAAACAAACCCCGCAUGGAAGCACGUGUAGCCUCGGGAGAACCGGGCACAACCGGCGGCGGAGACGCAGCGCAAAACCCAGCCGGAGGAAGCGGAGCGAGCCGCUGCAGGACGGAGCCGCCAUGGCGCAGGAACAAGAGCCCGGACCCCCCUUUGGACUCAACACCAGCGACUACGAGGAGGAGUACUCUCUGCCGGACUUCCCCGACUCCACGCCGCUCGUGCCGGUGGACCCGCGGACCAGACGGAAGCAGGUGAAGAACCCAUUCUACCCGCUCACCGCAGAGUCGUACGGUGCGUACGCGAUCAUGCUCACCGCCGCCGUCAUCUUCAGCGUGGGCAUCAUCGGGAACGUGUCUCUCAUGUGCAUCGUGUGUCACAACUACUACAUGAGGAGCAUCUCCAACUCGCUGCUGGCCAACCUCGCGCUCUGGGAUUUCGUCAUCAUCUUCUUCUGCCUGCCGCUCGUGGUGUUCCACGAGCUCACCAAGGACUGGCUGCUGGGGGAGUUCUCGUGCAGGAUCAUCCCCUACCUGGAGGUGGCUUCUCUCGGGGUCACGACCUUCACACUUUGCGCUCUGUGCAUCGACCGUUUUCGUGCUGCCACCAACGUGCAGAUGUACUACGAGAUGAUCGAGAACUGGGCGUCCACCACGGCCAAGCUCGCCGUCAUCUGGGUGGGCGCUCUGCUGCUGGCGCUGCCUGAGCUGCUGAUCCGACAGCUGGUCACAGAGGACAGCGACCCACCCGACGUGACGCCAUGCGAGCGCUGUGUGAUCCGGAUCUCCACUGACCUCCCGGACACGCUGUACGUCCUGGGACUCACCUACGAUGGCGCUCGCCUCUGGUGGUACUUCGGCUGCUACUUCUGCCUGCCGACGCUGUUCACCAUUUGUAGCUCGCUGUUUACUGCCCGCAAGAUCCGCCACGCGGAGCGGGCCUGCGUCCGUGGCACCAAGAAGCAGAUCCAGCUGGAGAGUCAGAUGAACUGCGCCGUGGUGGCGUUGGCGAUCCUCUACGGCUUCUGCAUCAUUCCAGAGAACAUCUGUAACAUCAUCACCGUGUACAUGGCGGCCGGCGUUCCCAGGAGAACCCUGGACAUCCUGCAGCUGGUCAGCCAGAUGCUGCUCUUCUGUAAGUCCGCUGUGACGCCGAUACUGCUGUUCAGCCUGUGCCAGCCGUUCACCAGAGCCUUCCUGGACUGUUGCUGCUGCUGCUGCGACGAGUGCGGCCCGCCCCGCUCUUCCACUGCCGCCACCAGCGACGUCGACAACGAAUGCACCACCACUGAGUUGGAACUGUCGCCAUUCAGCACCAUCCGCAGAGAGGCGUCCACCUCCUACAGCGCUGUGGGGACACACUGCUGAGGUCAGAGAUCACCAGCGUCAGGUGGAGCUUCCUCUGGGUCGUUCCUCUGAUGUCAUCGGAAGUUUGGUCGGUGGACGCGUCGACAUAUCAGGCUGUCAAUUCCUGAGUUUUUUUAAAAACUGUUGAACACGUUUGUGUUUGCUGACGGACGGACUGAAGACGUCACUGUCCAUCAAUUCACUGUUUACAGAGUUUAUAUAUGAAAGAACACAGUCUGUGUUAGUUAAUAGCAUUUAUGUGUUUAGUUCUUUUUAAUUAACUCACCAGUAUUUUUACUGAAUCUGCACUCGGCCUGACUUUUUGUUCAUUUUCACUGUGUUGUACAGAAGCUGAGAGCAGACGUGGAUCCUCAGCACAACGUAGACUAUGAGCCCAUUUACACCUGGUAUUAACAUGUGUUUCUGUGAUCUGAACACAAGUGAACAGCCGAGACACAUCGCCGUCCACACCUGCGUCUAUGAUGUGUCUCCAGUUGACAACUUGUGUUCAGAUUUCAUUACAUCACUUACUGUAGAAGGUCAAAGGGCAUCGCGCACAGUUAUUAUUAUGUCCAUUCUCUGGCUAGCUACUUGCUAGCAUGCUAGCUAGUCACGUUAGCAGUUGUGUCGGUUUCUCCCUCCAUAGGGCAGAACCUCAACAAAUUCAUCAUAUCAUCAGUUCAUCACAUCUACGUUUCCGGCGCUGUCUCGGGCAGCAUCCUGCUAGAGUUGCUCUUCGUCGUCUUGUGCUGGCACGCUGUCACCAAACAACCACCACACCCUGCAGUGAUGACGUAGUCCUCGUCAGUGAAACAUCGGGACACAUAAGUGUUUACACUGCAAAAGAUCCGUAGACAAAUGCAUCUAAAACCACCUCGUCAAGCGGUUUGAGUGAUCGGAUCACAAUGCAUCUUGGUGGUUGUUCACACUUGUGUUUAGAGCUCUACUCUUGUGAUCCGAUCACCCAAACCACAUGUUGAUACCAGGUCUAAACAGGCUCAAUGUCCUGAGCCUGAAACAUGUGGUUGUGAUAGUUAAAUUUGGUAACGCUUUAUUUUACGUGUCUAUUGUUUCAAUUCAAUUUCCUUGGAAAAAAACAGAUUAGUUUGUUUUAGUUAGUUGUGUUGAAUUUAUAAGCAAUUGUUAGCUUUCCUGUAAAGAACCGCCUGAUUUAAAGCCAAACUAUUAUUAUUCUUCAUCAGAAACUUUAACCCUCCAUAUACUGCAUGUUGAACUGUAUUUUUUCCUGUAGACAUUUUGUAUGUUCAGCCGACAUUUUGCAAACUCACUAAAAGACUUCCUGUGC